Tarenaya hassleriana is the source of this 939-nucleotide messenger RNA. RefSeq lists its product as uncharacterized. NCBI's taxonomy places the organism in Eukaryota, Viridiplantae, Streptophyta, Magnoliopsida, Brassicales, Cleomaceae. The transcript has a single exon. The coding region runs from base 57 to 683 and encodes 208 amino acids. The record is from RefSeq and is a predicted model, not a curated record.
GCACAGAAAAAUUUUCUUUCCGAGAUUUUCUGUGUCCUCUGUUGAGGAGCAGAGAGAUGGCCUCUGUGAUGUCCUUAUUCACCGGUCUCUGCGGCUUCCGGAAAAAACCUCCGGCACCGGAAAAAGAAUCCGGAGAACGAUCAUUCUCGCCGGAGAAGGAGACGGUCAAUACGAAAACCAAUGGCUUGCAGCCAGAGGAACCACCAAAGAUGCGCCAUUCAAAUGCGUCGGAGAUCGAUCCCGACGCGGCGAAUCUCGAGCUCCCUUUGCCUCCUGCGAGGAAAGCGUUGCGAGAAACGAAUUCGUUCAACAACAAGGCGAUGAAAUCGGCGCCGAGGAAGAAACUGAGCGCGAGCCUGUCGAUUCAAAUCACCAAAGCCAUGUCGAUGAGCGUGAGGCGGGACGGGGAGGCCGAGAAGUCGUCGAGGAAGAAGAAAUCGAAGGCCGAGAACUCGAUUCUCGUCCGUCCCAUCAUAUUGGGAGAGAAAUGUAGGGGUUUUGAUGACGACAGUGACGAAGAUUCCGCCCUAAGGAUGCAGAGGAACAGAACGUAUCACCCGAGAUCGAUGAGUUCGAUAACUCUUUCGAGAACUAACUCGAGGAUCGAUCCGAACGCGAUUCCGGAGAAAGAAAUACCGAUAGAUUCGGCCAGAAACGAAAGGAAAGAAAGGGAAACGGAAUGAAAAACAGACUCGAUGUCGUGAUAUCGGCAUGAAGAUGAGAGCGAAAACGUUUGGAUUCUGCAUGAAAGAAGCAAAAUUAGGAUCAUUUCCUCGGCUGCAGAAAACAAGGGUACGAUUCGGGGCCGAGGACAUUUCCUACGGUUCAAAGGCGUGCCGACGCACAAGAAUAACGAAAUGGAUUCUCCGUUUGUUUAUCGGUAAAGUCGGAUGUUUUCAGAGAUAAACUUGUGUUCAUGAGAAUUCGGUCUUGGUAACA